This is a messenger RNA of Durusdinium trenchii, 912 nucleotides long. NCBI's taxonomy places the organism in Eukaryota, Dinophyceae, Suessiales, Symbiodiniaceae. The record is from the annotation of a GenBank genome assembly.
AUGGGCAAAGGAUCAGCAAAAGGAAAAGCAAAGGCGAAAAGUACAGCGAAGGACAACGAGCGCGAGAUUUACAAACGCUUGCACUCAAAGCUGACCUACCUGAGGAAGGGCACUGGUGAAAACGCAGAAGCUGCUGAGGCGGCAUUCCAGAGGUUGAACGACCCGGCUCACCGGGAAGAACUGCUGAGCAAGUUUAUGGAGGAUCACAAGUGCACAUGGCUCAGCAGUACCGAAUGCAAGGAGACACGCUCCAACACCUCGAUGAAUCUCGAGAAUGACGAGUGGCUCAACCUGUUCCAAAUGAAGAAUGUCCUGGGCAUGAAGGACGUAUCCAACGCUGACCCCUUGCUUUUGGCCGAGCUUGGACGCUAUGAACAAAGAGACCAUCCAUGCCAGACCUGGAAAGAAGCUGGGAUGAAAGAGUACCAUUAUGUGAAGAAAUCCGGAUCGACCAGCUCAACUCACACUCAUGAUCACAGGAUUAUUCGCACCAUGGACACUUCCAAAGCAAAAGCUUUGAAGAAUGAUACUGAAGGUGACCCUCCAAUCAAAAUCAAUUGGCCAAAGGCCUGCAAAGCAUUGAUCAAGAACAUCAAGACUGAAGUGACCAAGGGACAGAAAGCAAUCACCAGCUCCAAGAAGAUUCGGGCAACCAUCAAGAAGAUGGAUAAAUUGCAUGACCUCUUGUCCAAGCUGGCCGACGCUGAGGGCAACUUCAAUGCGCGCUGCGAUGGAUGGCAGGAAUCUCUGAUGACAUUAGAAUCUCAGCCACACAAUGAAGAGACGCACCAAGGCUUGACCGACUUGAAAUCUGAUAUGACCAACACCACCGUGGCAUUUCAAAAGAGUGUGGACGGUGCUGACAAAGCACGGAAGGAAGCUGAAGAGCUGACCUCUGCAGCCGAGGGCUAG